Ixodes scapularis (black-legged tick) is the source of this 1989-nucleotide messenger RNA. Its product is annotated as putative phospholipase B-like 2. Gene Ontology annotation, cellular component: extracellular region. The coding region runs from base 65 to 1741 and encodes 558 amino acids. Gene Ontology annotation, biological process: phospholipid catabolic process. Gene Ontology annotation, molecular function: glycerophospholipase activity. The record is from RefSeq and is a predicted model, not a curated record. Lineage: Eukaryota; Metazoa; Arthropoda; Arachnida; Ixodida; Ixodidae. The transcript has 14 exons.
AUAGGCGUUCUCUUCUGGAGAAGUGGACGUUGAGAAAACGAAGUGAACGCUGUAAAGGAGGACCAUGCUCGGGAAUCUAGCGAUUCCACUUCUUCUGGUGCUGCAAGUGGCAGGGGCCACUACCAAGUAUUCAAAGUGCCAGUAUGCGUGGGCAUCUGUUGGAAAGUCUGGAGAUAUUCUGCAGAUCCACGACGGAAAACCGGGACCAGGAGCCGUCGCCUGGGGAUCCUUCGAGAGUGAAAUUCAUUUCAGCGGCUGGGCCUUCCUGAAUGUGGAGUCAAACGCUUCGUAUGCCGACGAAAUUCAAGCAUACGCCGCCGGUGCGGUGGAGGCCCACCUUACGCGGGACCUCAUGGAAAAACAUUAUAACAAUAUGUACGCCGACUACUGCAAAAUGCAGCCUUCGUUUUGUGGGAGGCUUGAGAAAUUUCUUCUGAAAAACCUCGAGUACUCGAAUAGACAAGAACGCCUCUAUCAGUCUACGGAUCCUUAUUGGCAUAUGGUUCAUUUACAAAUGAAGCAACUGUCCGGUUUAAGCGACAUCUUUGAGAACAAGACCCUGAACGUAUCAAACGAGUAUCUAAACGUCACUAAGGCGCUAUACUUCAACCUUGACGGAGACUUGAUUGGCCUGGUCGGAGUUGUCAAUAAAAACUCAUACAACAGCAUCGAUAGAGCACCCACAUGUUCGGCUCUCAUCAAAGUUGUCGGAGAAAACGAGGACAUUCUGGUUGGUCACAACACGUGGUUCGUGUACAGAAGCAUGCUCAGGAUUGAGAAGAGGUACGCGUUUCCCUGGCACUACACGUCCAAAUCGAGUGAAAUUAUUCCUGGACGCACUGUCAGUAUGUCUUCAUACCCUGGAACGCUGGUUUCUUUAGACGAUUUUUACCUUUCCUCAGCAGGCCUAGCAGUUACCGAAACCUCUCUCGAAAACGCCAAUGGCAGUCUCUGGAACCUCGUGAAACCCGACAGCGCUCCCCUCACCUGGGUUCGAGGCAUGGUUGCUACCCGGCUUGCUACAAACGGCUCCCUGUGGGUGUCCAUCUUUGGGAGAUUGAACAGUGGCACGUACAAUAAUCAGUGGAUGGUUUUGGACUACAAGCUCUUUACUCCCGGAAAAGCCAUCGCGAAGAAUACCCUCUGGAUACUCGAACAGAUGCCUAAUUUAACAAAGUCUGAGGAUCUCAGCAAUUAUCUUCAAAAGCAACGGUACUGGGCAAGCUACAAUGUCGCUUUCUUCCCAGCCAUCUUCAACAUCAGUGGCCAACCAGAUAUGGUCAAGAAAUAUGGAAAUUAUUACAGCCAUGAUAUGUCCGCCCGCGCACAAAUAUUUAGGAGGGAACAGAGCAAGGUUAAAGAUCUUGUUACUAUGACAAGCCUCAUGAGGUACAAUAAUUACACCCACGAUCCGGCAUCAAGAUGCAACUGCACACAGAAAUACAACCCCGUCAGUGCUAUUUCUGCUCGGUUCGACUUGUUGAACCCAAGUUUGAGCACCGGCUUGCCAGGGGUCAAACAAAAGGCCGUCGGAGGAACCGAUAUGAAGCUUACCAAUUACGCCAUGUUUAAAAAGCUGGAAUUUGUAGCCAUAAACGGGCCAACAUAUACGACAGACGGUUCCGUGCCUCCUUUCCAAUGGAGCACCAGUGGCUUCAAGCAUCAACAACACGACGGCCAUCCGGACAAGUGGACAUUCGGGCCCACGCAUCACCACUGGGACACCUGUCCAAUCCAUUGAGAUCGUUCUUGGCCAUUGCGAAGCAAAUAUGCACGCCAAGCGGCGACAAAAAGACACGUGCAGAAUGACGAAGGACGGAACUACGCCACCAGAGGACACACAUAGACAAACAGACCGGGAGGCACGCGCGCACUGGCGUGGAUGACGGAGCGACGAUUUCGGAGCCCUCAAAAGUGUUUCGAGAAAUUCCCGCGAGGGCGCGUCACGAUCAUGGCAAAACUCUUAAAAAGGGUAAUUGUUUUAAAAAA